CCCUAAAAGCAAGGCGCCCGGCGCCAAAUCUCAGCAAGGAAAGGAGAAGCAGACCUUGUCGGCGACUCUUUUAAUUUUUUGUAAACAAAUACACUGCGAGUAAUUAACAAAUGCUUCCGCACAAUUUCCGCACCUGAAUUCCGGCCCAACGAUGGACAAUAAGAAGAAGGACAUCUACAACCUGUGGGUGCAGUACACGACAAAGAACGAUGAGACCUACUUCCGGGAGUUUGUGGCCCGCUUUGUGGAUAUAUGGCGGGGACAGCUGCAGCUGGAUUUCCGUGCCGACACCUGCCCCAUGUGGCAUGAGGUCCUGCCAGACAGUGGUCCGCACUUGGGUCGCCUGCCGGACGAACUGCUGCCCGCCAUUGGCAAGUUUAUUAUUAUAGCUAGAGAUGCCUGCGAUACGGCUGGCCAGUUGGAGGAGGGGGCCAUCGAACGGGUGGCUGUGCUGAUAGACUGCCUGGUGAUUGUGUGCCGGCACUUUGACAACAUUCUGGCCGUCAUCAAGUAUGAGUACAAGCCUAAUCUGAUAGCAAUACUUUCGAGGGUUUUUAAGCAGCAAAUGGAGCUACCUCAAGCCGUGCCUGCAAUUAGUCAUCUGUUUGAGAGUUUCUCGGCCUUCCUGGAGGUCAUGUAUGACCCAUAUUUGACAUGGCGGAGCUUUGUGCGCGGCCAGACGGCAGACUAUAGUCGUCUCUCGUACAAGCCUCACUCGGUUCAUGUGGAAAUUGUGCCCUUUAUUUAUGAUUGCUUUCAGGAGGAGAAGCUGAUUCGUUAUGCCGAAAUAGGCGAAAGCCUGCUUAACAUCCUGGGCGCUGUGAUUUGCGGCUCACAGCUGCAAAUGAAAGUGCUAAAGUCCCUAAACUCGACUAAUACUAAUGCUCUAACCACUUCUUCACUUGCCCCCUGCUCGGUGAUGGGUGAUGGGCUGCUUCUAGACUGUGAUAACUUGCGUAAUGGCAUGAAGGCCAUUUGCCCUGCCACAGUGUCCAUCACCAUGAGCAUCCUGCGGCAGUGGGAGAGUGCCAAUAGUCUGCGGCGCGUGGCCCUCAAUUGCUACGCUUUGAUGGUUAUUGUCCUGCAGAAAUCUAGUCCGGAAGAACGCCAAAUAGACCUAGUUACCUUAGUUCAACUCUAUUGUGAUGCUCUGCAAGAGCUGCUGGCCACCAAGCACUUUGACAGCGGCGAUGCCAACUUUGACAUAGCCAGCGAUGCUGACCAGGAUGUGGUCAUUGAUAUGGCCGCCCUCUCGUGCUCAGUGGCAGCUGUAAAACUAUUUCUUACCGGCGAUGCUGAUGAGGCCAUUUGUGAAUCCAAUCUUAUGGAGCUGCUCAUUGGUCUGCCGAAGGUCAUAAAGCCUUGGCACAUCUCCCACUCGAGUUCGCUGUGCAGCACCAUGGAGGCUCUGGCCACCUUGACCAGUUAUUCCUCACAAUCUGCUGCCCAGCUGCGUCAAGGUGAACGUAUUGAGAGAUUGUUUGCCAGCUUGCGGGAGUUUGGUUGUCCAACUGUUGCUUUGCUGGAUGCCUGCUUCUCGCUGGGCUACGAUGACAAGAAACACCUGUUGCUGCUGCCCGAGGUGAUGCUGCAGCUGCUCAAUUGGGUGCCUGGGCUGCAGGAGCGAGAGCAGCUGCAUGUGACCAAUCUUGUGCUCAAGGGCUGCACGGACAACUACGGAACAAAAUCUGUGGCUUGUGGCAGCCACAUUAUCAAAGCCGUGUGUGGCUGCCUCUUGGAGGGUGAGUCCCUAGCCGAGAACUGUGUUCAGAACUUGAUCAAGCUCAUCGAGGAGCUGAGUAAGGUCAGCAUUGUGCCGGCAGAGCUUAAGGCCAUCUUUGCAUUAAUGCGUCAGGGAACAAAGUUUCCGCAAAACAAGCAACUUCAGCAGACUCUGGUGGUGAUUGCCUUGCAAAGUUUGCGUGGCAGCAAUUCCUGCGCUCAGUAUUUUUCGAUAGAACAGGCAGAAGAUGGAAUUGUUGUCCCAGACAUACGUAACUGGACAAUUUCCGGUUCCUAUGGCUUCAUCUUCCACAUUCUGGUGCGCUUUAACCAGCUGAAGGAUCAAUCCAGCAGCAGUCACCGCCGCAUGCUGCUCACCCUGCAAACAGCUAGUGGCAAUAGUGGCUUUGAGGUCUUCGUUCAGCCCAAUGGCAAUGUGGUGGUGGCUGCUCUAACCCGGCGGGAAUAUCUCACAUCUUCUAUUGCCACCAAGACCCUGAUGGAUGGCCAGUGGCACUAUCUAACGGUGGCUAUAACGCCACCCAAACGACCCUUUUCCUACAGCCAGAUCAACAUCUAUGUGGACUUUGUGCAGAAACUGAGCGCCACACUCAAAGUGCAGGCUGUGAACGAACCCUUUACGGUGUGCUCCAUUGGCGCUGUGGUGACGCCAACCCAAGCAGGUGAAGUAACCAAGGCAGGAAUUAUGCCUAGAUCCUCGUCGCAGGAGAGUGGCUCGAGUGGUUACAAAAGCAUGUUGCCUAGCCUUUUAGAGCGAACUUUGUCAGCAAAUGUCUCCAACUACUUCACUUUGCCCAUGAGAACCCAGACCUCUUUCGAUCCCAAUGUCAAGAACUUUCCCAUUGGCAUGCAGGACACGGUGUUUGGAGAGCAAACCUGCCUAAAUGGUCACCUGGGGGGAGUCCUACUGGCCGAUCCUACCACCAGUUUGAAGACCAUCUUCGAUGCUGGCGCCAACUUUAGUUCCAUAUUCUCCCAAGACAAUGAUCUACUCGAGCUGAACUCUCGCUUCGUUUUCUGCUAUGCCCCAGGAGCAGUCUGGCAUGGCACCUGUCAGGAUCUAAUACCAGGCGGCAAGUAUCCUGGAAGGAUAACAGCCCAGCAUUGCAAGAUUGUAAAGAUCCAGGAGACCAUCAACAGCAUAGGUGGUGUAAGUGCCAUACUGCCCAUCCUGCAUCGUUUGGUGAGCUCCGAGGACCAGGCGGCAGACAUCUCCAUCUCUAGCCUGAGCGAGGAAUCCGCUUCCUGUGCUCCCACGCCCUCAGCCGAGGAGUUCACCGACUGGGAGAUGCUCUCCUCAAACUCCUACACCGAGUGGAAGAUGCUGCACCAGCCGCUGGCCAGCUUUCUGUGCCUGCUGCGCUACCUCACCCACGAGCACGAGACGAACCAGGAGCAGCUGCUCGGCAGCGAGUGCUUGGCCAUUGUGGGAACCAUGCUCCAGCGCUGUCCGCCUGCUCUGUUCGAUGUGAAUGCCUUGAUGGCCACCCAUUUGUUGAUGGAGUCGCUGCAGGGUCACAAGUCGGAGACAGGCGGUCAGCAGCUCCUGGAUGCUUUGUAUGCCAACAUAGUGUUUGACUUUGCCAUCUGGUCGCGUCUGCAGUUCCAAAUCACUUUGGGUCAUGCCCAGUACCUGAGCGCCAUGAUCAAGAAUGAUAGGAAGUUUUUCAGGAAGAAAUACGGCGUACAGUUUGUGCUGGACGUGGUGCGUCAGUACUACUCCACUCCGGACAGCAUCAGCGACGAGGAUGCCAAGACCAUUAGGGCCACUCUCUUUGGCAUCAUCAAGUUUUAUCUGCAAAAGGAGGUGAACAUCAAGGAGGUGAAUGCCUUGGUGGCUUUUCUAGCCUCCGUAAGGCAGGAUGUGGUUUUGGUGGAGUUCCUCGAGAUGAUGACUUUUUAUAUACGUGGAAAGAACUGCAAGGAUCAGAUGGUGCUGCUUUUGCAUGAACCCCAGUCCGCCAAUCUUAUCUACAAUUUCUUUGUGGACAAGAGCUAUACCAAUGAGAUUCAGGAGGCGGCCAUAAGGUUCAUCAGCGGUCUCCUGGCCACCUCCCGCGUCCAUCAAAAAUACAAGCAAGUGCUCCGUUUGUACGAUCCGGGUAGAGAUCACAGCAUGUUCCCCGGCUUCUUCUCCUUCAUUACACCUCUUUCCCUGAGCUCCACCAUCUUGUUUCAUCUGGUAGAUGAAAUGCUGGGUCUGCAACCGGAUUAUGCGGGUUUAAUCUUCCUGGUUUACCAUGUGAGCAGCUGCGAUCUGCCCGUUAAACUGGAGAUAGCCAAGCGCCUGCUGCAAACUACCUUUGUCAAGCAGCACUCCACUGUGGCAAUGGCCAAGCAAACGGGCUGGCAGGAGUCCAUAGCUCGCCUGCUCAUACGCAAACCCAUUACCAAUUCACCGCCCGAUGAGGAGAAGCGGCGCAGCUUUGGCAUCAACAUGGACUUGGUGCUGGAGGAUAACUCCAGCUUUUUGGCCCAGGCAGAUCUUAUAACCUUUUCAGAGCAGGAGAUUGGACUGGCGCAGUUGCAACAGCAGCAGCAGGAGGAGCUCAGUGACAGUGGUUUAAUACUGAAUGAGAUUCAGGCGAGUGUUUCAGAGGCGGCCACCGUUAUAGAGAGUGAAAUUAAAGAACUGGCUGAAUCUGUUUCCGGAGCUGUGGUGGAGAAUGCCAACAGCUUGUUUUCUGUCAUCCGACAAACCACUCACGACAUCCAAGACACCUUUGAGUCCUUGACUUUGGGUAGCUCCACAGACACCGCCGAUGGUUCUCAGACACCUUCUAUACAGCGAGAGGAGUCCCUGAGCUCGGAUAGCUCCACUCAAUCGCCGCAUGGACCGCCCAAAAAAAGCGAUUCCCUGGAGAGCUCUUCUGCCUUUGAUUUUGUGGCCGAUGGCGAUGUGGACACUGAAGAGCAGUUGGUGUAUCUAGUCUCAAAUACCCUCUUCAAUAUUUUCUGGCGGGGAAUACCCAACGAUCAUCCUCACUGCUGGCAGGAGCGUGGCCAGGUCUUGGGCUGCAUCAAUCUUCUGGCUUUAAAUAACGAGCUAAUCACCUCGCAUCUCUCGCUGCGCCUGCGCAUCCUGGAGAUGGCCGUGCAGGCCUCGCUCUUUGAUCUCUCCGAGCAUGGCAGUCAGACUUUGGUGAACCAGGAGAAUGCCUCGCACAUCCUGCGCAUGGUCUACGAACUGGUGGUGCUCGGCUCCAAUGAGGAUGAAUCAAAGAAGUGCUCCACCAAACUUCUAGAUGGAGUUCUGGCUCUGCUAGAUGCUCUGAUGAUCUUCCAGCAGGGUUCCUCGGAUGAUUGGUCUGAUAUGAUUCGUCUGUGCUUGGGCCUGCUGCUCAAGUGUUCGCAUCAUCCGAAUCCUGGCAUUGUGGCCAUGGCCACAGCCAAGCUGCAUGCCAUACUCCAGAGUCGUUCCACCGAGGAUCCCACGGAGCUAUCUUAUCUCUUGUACAGCAUCAACAGGGCCUUGGAUAAUGCCAUUGAAGUGGGCAACCCGGAGGAGUACUCCUUCUUGAUGCCUGUGAUGAAGGCUUUGCUGGAGAAAUGCCGCUUUGCCUUCAAUUUGGACUCUACUCUUCCGGAUCUGCCUUCCACCUCUUCGGGUCCUGUGUUCUUCAACGAUUUCCAGAUGUACAGCACUAGUAAAAAGUGGCGAAACUUUAUUGAGCGCAUGGUAAAACCCAUGUACGAUCACUAUCAACGCGACAUCGAGUUGCAUCUGUGGGAGCCCAUCAAUCGAUUCUGGGCGGAAUGCUAUGAGGCCUGUAAGGCCGCCUCCAAGCAGCGGGCAACACAUCAGGCAGAGAAUCGGCGCCUGUUCCAGCAGAAGAUCUACAUGCCGUGGAAGGUGCGGCAGGUGGAGGAGAUGCAGCGCCUUCAGGCGGCGGCAGUGCACCACAAGACCGUCGACAGUCACAUACGGAAGCGGUGGAAGACGGCCAAGCGUUUCUUGUACGGCCCCCGAGGUCCCUGGUAUACCGGAAAUUUGGACGAGGAAUUCUGGAAAUUAUCUCCCCAUGAAAAUGUGGCAAGGAUGCGUUUGAAACUGGAGCCCCAACUAUAUCCCAACAAGCACGAAAAUGCCGCCAAUCUGCGGGACAAUGCAACCAGUGCCUAUGACACCAAGGAAAUCUCCGAGUUUGAUUCCACCAUCAAGAAUGCAGUGGUUCGCGAUUUCCUGGCCGACGAUGAGAGCUCUCAGCUGGAGGAAGAGCUGCGCCAGCUGAUAGACACCCAGGCGCAACAGGAUGUGGCUUUGGAGAAGCUGGUGAUGUCGCAGGAUUGUGAACUCAUUACGCUGAUGACCAAGGUCAAGGGUCGCAUUGAGGUCAACCAAAGCGUGUUUACCUUUGUGGAUCUAAGUCCACCUACGGAAGAUGCCUCCAAGCAUGACUUUAGAUUCUCCACAAACAAGAUACGCGAAGUGCAUCUAAGGAAGUACAAUCUGCGCAGGAGUGCUCUGGAAAUCUUCCUGGUGGAUCAAACCAGUUACUUCUUGAACUUUACCACAAAGACCCGCAAUAAAGUCUUUACCAAAAUCGUGGGUCUACCUCUGCCAAAUAUAUUGUAUGGCUCUGGCAGAUCUCCGGCUGAGCUGCUGAGGGCCUCUGGCCUCACCCAGAGAUGGAUCAAUCGGGAGAUCUCCAACUUUGAAUAUCUGAUGUACCUGAACACUAUCGCAGGACGAUCUUAUAAUGAUUUGAGCCAGUACCCCGUCUUCCCCUGGAUCCUGGCAGACUACACCAGUGAUGUCCUGGACCUAACCGAUCCCAAGUCAUUCCGUGACCUGUCCAAACCCAUAGGAUGUAUAAACCCCAAAAACGAGGCUGAGGUGCGCAGCAAGUACGAUUCUUUCGAGGAUCCCUCCGGUGCCAUACCCAAGUUCCACUAUGGCACUCACUACUCCAACUCAGCCGGCGUCUUGCACUAUUUACUGCGCGUAGAACCCUUCACCUCGCUGCACAUUGACCUGCAAAGCGGACGCUUUGAUGUGGCUGACAGACAAUUCCAUUCGAUACCACAGACAUGGAAGCUGCUAAUGGACAAUCCCAACGAUGUUAAGGAGCUGAUUCCGGAGUUCUUUUACUUUCCGGAGUUUCUCAAGAACAUGAACAAAUUCGACUUGGGUCACUUGCAAAUCACCAAAGAAAAGGUGGACGAUGUAAUACUGCCCGCCUGGGCCACCACGCCCGAGGAGUUUAUAGCCAUACACCGGCGAGCCUUGGAAUCGGAGUAUGUGAGCCAGCAUCUACAUCACUGGAUAGAUUUGAUCUUUGGUUAUAAGCAAAAGGGACCCAAGGCAGCAGAGGCCUUGAACGUGUUUUAUUAUUGCUCGUAUGAAGGAGCCGUGGAUCUGGAUAAGAUCACCAAUCCCGUGGAACGGGAGGCCGUGGAAGGCAUGAUUAACAACUUUGGCCAGGUGCCCUCCCAAUUGCUAAGGGAACCGCAUCCUCGACGCCUCACCCAGGAUGAGACUGCCUUAAAGCUGGUUCGUGCCGAGCUUCGGCGACCGGAUCUCACCCAGUUUUUGGACAAAGUGGUGCAGUAUUACUGCGAAUUGUCCACGCCCAAGGAUCCCAUUGUGUACCUCAGUCCUCCACGCAGUCCUCCGAGAUCCUUCCUGCAGCUAAGUCCCGAUGUUCUAGUCAGUAUAUCCAAAUCCACCAUAUUGGGCUGCAAUUCCUGGCUGUCCUUCGAUAAGGAUCAGGGUUUCUUGCUGGAAAUUGAUGCUACCACGGCCAAUCUCAAGAACCGCAAGCGCAUCUUUGGACCCUUCCACGCCUCACAGCCGCCGCACUCACAGCUCUUUGCCGUAAGCACGGAUGGCAAGCUCCUGUAUGCCGGUGGCAUUUGGGAUAACUCUCUGAGGGUUUACAAUCUCAACAAGGGCAAGGCCGUGGCCUCGGUGACCCGCCACUUGGACAUCAUCACCUGCAUAGCCCUUGACAACUGUGGCUCGUAUUUGGUGACGGGUUCGAGGGACUGCACUUGUAUAGUGUGGAGCAUUCAGGCGAAUCAGCAGGGUGGCGGUGGUGGUGGUGGCUCCACCAGCAACAUCCCCGUGCAUGCGCUCACAGGGCAGUCGCAUCUGCAGGCCAUCACGCAGCUAAACACACAGAACAGCUACUCACCCAAGCCAAGGACCGUGCUUUAUGGCCACGACAAUGCCAUCUCCAGUGUGGCCAUCUACACGGAGCUGGAUCUGGUGGUCUCUGGCUCGCUGGAUGGCACUGUGAAUGUGUACACGCUGCAGGAGGGUCAGUUUGUGAGGACACUCAAGCCCAUUGGCUGCACCGAGUCCUGUGUGCAAAUAUCCUUUGUUACUGUUUCCUAUCACGGUCACAUUGCCUUCAGCGCCUUGGAUGAUACCUCGCAUUCGGUGCAUGUUUAUAGCAUUAAUGGCUGCAGUCUGGGCUCCAAGUAUGUGUCCGGCCGGGUCACGGGUUUGGCCAGUGCCUCGGACUACCUGGUGGUGGCCGAUGAUGCCGGCGAUAUAACCAUGAGCAGGUUACACGGGCUGAAGCCCGUUUUUGACAUUCCGCUGCACGUGCCCAUCCAGACGGUGGUGGUGACGCCGGGCAACACCCACAUCCUGGCGCCACUCCGGGACGGUCGUCUGGCGGUCAUCGCCGUGCAGCUGCCAUCCGGCGGCAACAAGAAGCAUUCCGUGCUCAAUGUUUAGACGAGUUCAGGAGCUGGACUUUCCGAAUUUUAAACCCCAAAAUUAAGUCACUACUCCCUAACCUAAGUAGUCCCGCGUAGUCUCAUCCCCUCUGCUAGAUUUAAUUUAUGUCUUGUGAUUUGUCAUGAUUUAUAUGCUUUAUAUUAUUUUUUUUUCUUCGUUUCUUGUCUUGUUUCCCACACUACGUGACGUGCCAAAAGCAAAGCCUUUGACCAACUUAUGUAUAUUUCCCCGAAAGUCUUGUGACAAUGUGUGUCUAUAUAGAGAGAUAUUCCCUGAGCACUCCAAAACGAUUGCAUUCCCAGAAUUUUCAUUGCCAACUGAGCAGUAUUUCCCUGACAACCGUGAUACACCUGGCAUGAUGGAGGAGGAGGAGGAGGAGUCCUUGGUUCUUAAAGAUGGAUGGCACACUUGUGUUUGAUUGACAAACAUCUAAAUAAUAUAAAUCAUCAAUCAAGCGAGGCAGCGCGAGGAGAUAUCUCUUGGUUGGGGCUUGGAGACGGAAACGGAGCGUGGCGGUGCAAACUGGUUGCCGACGCACUGCUCACUGACUCACGAGCGACUUUCAAAUUGGCCCAAACAUAAAAAAAACCGAAAAAAAAACCACAAAAAAGCAGCCAAGACGAAAAAAAGUCUGCCCGGCAACAGCGGCAAGGCGCUUAGAGAUGGCACGAAAUGCCAACGGCAACGUGAGAUCUGGCGGAUCUCGACGGCAUCCAGCUGCUCAAGAGUAAUCAAGAGAAACACUUUCGUUGCCACCGCCACCUCCAUCUCCGUCUGCUCCUCCUCCUGUUGCCUGCAGACACAACCAAAAAUAGAGCCCAGAGAUCUUUGUCCCAUUAAGUGCGCAGACACACAAUCGUUGGAUAACAUGGUGGUGUCCCAACUCAUUUCCAAUUGAAAGUAUUAACACCUCAAGAUUAGAGUCCGUCCACAAGAAGAAUUCUUCCGAAAAUGCCCAUUUCCCAGUCUUCUGAAUUUCCAAAGACAAGCGACAAUAUCAAAUGGUGAAUUGAUGAUACAUAUAUUUUUUGACUACUCCAGAUGUAGAGGAACCUCGCUUUGCACACACAGCGCACACUCCAAUCUCUUUUUUCAAAACGUAACUAUCAAUAUCAAUAUCUUACUCACCAGCAAUAUAUUAGACUAUGUAUCAUCUGUGUACGUUCGUUAUUUGUUGUUAAGAUCGUAACGUAUUUAUCGUAAAAUGUUUUCGCCGUUCAAUGUACGUAACUGUACGAGUUUAUGUAGAUAAUGUGACUAUCCGUAGUU
Messenger RNA from Drosophila kikkawai, 9703 nucleotides. RefSeq names its product neurobeachin-like protein 1. Gene Ontology annotation, cellular component: membrane; cytosol. Gene Ontology annotation, molecular function: protein kinase binding. NCBI's taxonomy places the organism in Eukaryota, Metazoa, Arthropoda, Insecta, Diptera, Drosophilidae. The record is from RefSeq and is a predicted model, not a curated record. Gene Ontology annotation, biological process: intracellular protein localization.